CCAGGGUCUUUCCUUAACUGGUCACGAGCUGUCACGAGAGUCACGAUCAGUAGUACCACCAUUCCCAGGGUGAUCUGACGUCAUACACACCUCGGCCUUCAAAAUCCAGUGCUGUGUUAAGAUUCGGUCAACAAGAUAUAAAAAAACAAACCUUCGUCAAUCAUUUUGCUUCCCACUUGACACAGACAACCGGACUUCAACCAACAUCUUCCAUCUCAAAAAAACUAUUCAGUCCCAGCUUCCCGAUUCGGUCAGUCUUCAGCAUACAUUCCGCCUGAGCUCAGCGACCAUUAUCCUCUAUCAUCGUCAAUCAUGACCCUCAAAACUUCUCCGCUCUCACAACUCACCCCUUCAGAUUGCAAAAUACCUCCGGAAUUCGGCGUCGUUGUCGAUCCCUCUUCUUACAAGGAUGGAACGUUUGAUCCCAUCACGAUGUCCGAUCGAGAAUUCAAAGAGUUAGAAGAGCUUUUGUAUAAACAUUCUAUCGUACUUUGGAGAGGCGUGACUUUGAAUCCGGAACAGCAGUUUGUGCUCACCAACAGAUUCGAUUUGACUUCCAAGUCUUAUGGGCAUGGCACUGAAACAUCUGGUUUGCAAGCUAAAUCUAUCUUACAUCCCGACCUCAAGACUUUGCCCGGUCAGCCACAAGUUCAACUGAUUGGCAACGGCCAGGUGAUCGACGAGGCUGUGGCCCCUGGCCUCAAACCUCUCCCUGUACUCAAACAUCCCCAUCAUAAAACUUUCCACAAAGACGUCAUUUCAGACGAGGACGAGAAGAAGGGACAUACCCGUUUUUAUCGCUGGCACAUCGACGCUGCUUUAUACGACUUGAAUCCGCCCAAAGUCACCACUUUACAAGCACUACGCGUUCCACAGGGUGCUCCACAGAUCUGCCGCUAUGAUGAUGGUACGGGCGACGAACUGAAAGUUCCUUUGGGAACUACUGUCUUUGUCAGCGGCAAGAAAAUGUUUGACAUCUUACCGCCUGCGUUAAAGAGUUUGGCUGUGCGCACAAAAGUGCAAUAUAGUCCCCAUCCAUAUGUUUGGAUGUCCCAAGCCAAAGCCAAAUCGACCGGACUUGGAAUAGAAAACGAUGGGAAAGAACUUCCCAAAGAACAGUUGCCACCGUUUGAAGAAUCAAAAAUCAAGAUUUUCCCUGUACUUUGGAAGAACCCAGUGACUAGUGAACUCCAUCUAGAAGUCCAUCCAUGUGGUGCAGAAAAGUUACACAUUGAACCGAUCCCAGCGACAGCAGAAACACCGCGAGACCCAGAAGCGUUAUAUCCUGAUGGUGGGACGAUUACUGACCUAGCAGUCGUCAGGGAUCUGUUAUACAAACUUCAGCGUCCUGGGAUUUCACCCUCCUUGGUAUAUGCACAUGAUUGGAAGGAGAGAGAUCUAUGUUUGUUUCAUAAUCGUGGUGUCUUGCAUAGCGUAGUCGGCGCUUUCACUCCUGACCAACAUCGGGCUUUCUGGCAAUGUAAUAUCGCGGCUACUGAUGAACCGAUGGGUCCUGAUCCUGAUGACUUGAAGAAAUUUGCUUGAA
Molecule: messenger RNA, 1546 nt
Organism: Puccinia graminis f. sp. tritici CRL 75-36-700-3
Lineage: Eukaryota; Fungi; Basidiomycota; Pucciniomycetes; Pucciniales; Pucciniaceae
Exons: 9
Coding region: 313-1545 (410 amino acids)
Molecular function (GO): oxidoreductase activity
Source: RefSeq, a predicted model, not a curated record